This is a messenger RNA of Labrus bergylta (ballan wrasse), 1137 nucleotides long. It is a transcript of the gene pttg1ipb, whose product is annotated as PTTG1 interacting protein b. NCBI's taxonomy places the organism in Eukaryota, Metazoa, Chordata, Actinopteri, Labriformes, Labridae. Gene Ontology annotation, cellular component: cytoplasm; nucleus. Gene Ontology annotation, biological process: protein import into nucleus. The record is from RefSeq and is a predicted model, not a curated record.
CACUUCUCCUCCCCUCUUCAGAAACGUUACUUUCUUCGUUGUUUUCGUGUGAAGGCUGAAGGUUUCCUGUUGAUUUACGAUGUCGGGCGUUCACAGAGGCUUCUCGUUGGUAUCUGCUUUCAUUUUCUACAGUUUAUUUUUUACUACAGAGGCGCAGACAGCAACUCCUUCUCCAGCUCCGAUCCCCUGUGCCCUGAGCUCCAACACAAGUUGUGAUGAAUGCUUGAAGAAUGUGGCGUGUUUGUGGUGCUCUCCAACCAAACAAUGCAUCGACUACCCGGUGAGAAACAUCCUGCCCCCCCGCAGUGUGUGUCCACUAAAUGUUGCACGGUGGGGGGUAUGUUGGGUAAACUUCAUGAUUUUGAUCAUCACCAUGUCAGUGCUGGCUGGCAUCGUUGUCAUCGGCAUUCUCGUUUGCAUCCUCUGCUGCUGCUGCAAGUCUGAGAGAAGAGGGAACAACAAAGAAGAUGCAAAGGUGGAGCGACAAACCCGUGCGAGGAAGGCCCGCCAGAAAGAGAGGAGAACAGAAAUGCAAGUGAGGCAUGAUGAAAUCAGAAACAAAUAUGGUUUGGCAAAGGAUAACCCAUACGCCCGUAUGAAUGAACAUUAAGAAGAAUGUGAGCGACGAUUCCUGGAGGGAAAAAUCCUUUAGAUGAUCUGACAUAUGCCAGUAAUAGUGAGAUUCAUGUGUAGCAUAUGAUAAACUGUGAUUAUCUGAUUUCAGAGAGCCAGUAUUUGCCAAAAAAAUGUGACCAAUAUAGUCAAAAAUAAUUGUGACUGAGUGCAAUACACUCAAAGUGGCCCUUUUACCUAAUGUUUCAGUUUUUACACGCCAAAGCUCAGCUUUUAUGCUCGUUUAAUCAUUCUCAUCCCUUAGUGUUAUUUUGAAUUAUUUUAAGGGAAAUGUGUUGUUUAAUUUGCUUUCAUCCAUACAUUGAACUACAUAUAAGGGCUAUUGUUUGCACAAAAUGCAGAAUUGUAUAAUUCUCAAAACUCAAUGGUAGAAAAGUUUUUGUGGUGCUUCAUUCAAAUUGAAUAUUUCAUUGUUCAUUUUAUUUUGUAAAGCAUAGUUUGUGACUGUUUGUCAUUCAUGUCUUAAGCAUAACUUCUAAUUUUUUUAUAAAAGGUUGUUCAUCA